Messenger RNA from Brassica rapa (field mustard), 3783 nucleotides. RefSeq names its product transcription factor bHLH91. Gene Ontology annotation, biological process: anther wall tapetum development; regulation of DNA-templated transcription. The record is from RefSeq and is a predicted model, not a curated record. Gene Ontology annotation, molecular function: protein dimerization activity. Lineage: Eukaryota; Viridiplantae; Streptophyta; Magnoliopsida; Brassicales; Brassicaceae.
AAGCUCCCUUCUCUUCCUUGAAUUUGAAGUUCAAAAUGUUGAAAUGAUCUUCCAAGGUGUAAAGCAGAAAAUUAUGAAUAAAUAGUUUGUGCUAUUAAGGGUUUCCAAGGAAGACCAAGAAGUAGUACAACGCAUAACUCUGAAAAAAAAAUCUGUAGAGAAUGUAUGAGGAUAGUUCUUGUUUUGAUCUUAAUCCAACGCUGGAAGCAACCGUCGACAACAACGGCGGCUACUAUGACUCAACCACGGGGACAGAAACAGAUUUUACGGUAAGUCAACAGUUCCAACCACUAGUCAUGAUCGCCGGGAGCACAACAAACACCUUCAGUGACGACCUAAAGCUCCCAACGAUGGAUGAGUUCUCUGUUUUUCCAUCGGUUGUCUCUUCAGAAACUCAAAACCAAAUCAGCAACGAUAACAACCAUCUGAUCCAACAGAUGAUUCACGACUCAAACUGGGCUGCUUCUGUAGACAACUAUGGAUUCUUCAUGAACCCUUCAGAUCAAAACACAACAACAACUCCAACUCCUGAUCUUCUCAGCCUCUUGCAUUUGCCUAAAUGCUCAGUUCCAUUACAAAGCUCAAACCUAUCGGAUAUAAUGUCCGGUUCUUGCAUCUCAUACGACCCGCUCUUCCACUUAAACCUUCCUCCACAGCCUCCGGUGAUCCUUACUGCUGAUGACUACUCAGGGUUCUUUCUUGGAACCGAUACCAAUAUUACUAAUACUCAAAGAGAUCAGCAAAAUCUUGGUGAUGAGAACAACAAUGAUCAGUUCGAUAGCGGUAUCAUCGAGUUUAGCAAAAACAUUAGGCGUAAAAGAAGAGGAAAGCAAAAGAACAAGCCUUUCACGACAGAGCGUGAAAGAAGAUGUCACUUGAAUGAGCGCUACGAGGCCUUGAAACUGCUCAUUCCUAACCCUAGCAAGGGAGAUAGAGCAUCCAUUCUUCAAGAUGGAAUUGAUUACAUUAACGAGUUGCAGAGAAGAGUGAGUGAGCUUAAGUAUUUGGUUGAGAGGAAAAGAUGUGGUGGGAGACAUAAGGACAACAAUGAAGUAGACAACAGCAACAACAAUAACUUGGAUGAUCUUAAUAUUGUCAAUGAUGAAGAUGAUGAAGAUGAUGAUGAUGAAAACAUGGACAAGAAGACUGAGAGUGAUGUAAUAGACCAGUGUUCAAGCAACAACUCGCUGAGGUGUUCAUGGCUUCAAAGGAAAUCAAAAGUGACAGAAGUUGAUGUUAGGAUUGUUGAUGAUGAAGUAACAAUCAAAGUUAUUCAGAAAAGGAAGAUUAAUUGUUUGUUGGUUGUCACCAAAGUUCUUGAUCAUCUACAUCUCGAUCUUCACCAUGUCUCUGGAGGACAGAUUGGUGAGCAUUAUAGUUUCUUGCUUAACACUAAGAUAAAUGAAGGAUCAACAAUAUAUGCAAGCGCAAUAGCAAACAAAGUUAUUGAAGUUGUGGAUCAACACUACAUGGCUGCUCUUCCUAUCAACAACUACUAAUUAUUAGGCUAACUUUAUAUAUUUCUAACUUUUGUAUUCUAUGUUUACUCAUUUCAGGACUAAAUAAAAUCUUUUUUGGAGCUAGAUUUAUGUUAUUUAAUUAGUUUGGAUAUUUUAUGCUAAAACAAAGACACAUGCAAGCGCCAUAUUCUCCUAAUCUCCUAAGCCAUUCUUAUAAUCUUAUUAAUGGAAAAUAAACUUUUAACAACAAAAAUAAAUUAUCUAGAAAAAGAAAUAUUGAUGGUGGAACAUAUAUAAUCACUUAAUCUUCAUAGUUUAUAGGUAAUCCAAUAGCCUCGAUAUUGUAACACUUUGAUCAGGUUUUGGCAGAUGUUACGUUGAUGGAGGACAUCUUGGUGAGCAUUACGUUUCUUACUCAAAACCAAGGUCAGUGAUCAAUCACUACAUGUUUAUAUUCCAUUCUGAAUUAUGGAUUUAAAUAUAUAUAUAUAUAUAUAUAUGUAUAUAUAUAUAUUGGAUUAUAAUGAUUGAAUAAAAUGCAGAUAUAUGAAGGAUCAGCAAUAUAUGCAAAUUGCACACAAAGUGAUUGAAAUUGUGGAUGAACGCUGCGUGGCUUCUCUUUUCGGCAAUAAUUAGGCUUCACUUGUCGAUUUUUGGCAUUUUUUCUAAUCCAUGUUUACUUAAUUGCAAGACUAAUUAAAUAAAACUUGGUUUGGAGUCAAAUUCAGGUUAUGAUCCGGCUAAAAUUUUAUUUGGGGGCUACAAAAUGUCAGAUCCAUCAUAUCUUCCUUUAAGAUUCCAACGUCCAUAUUAUGUAGGAGAUUCAGAUAAUGAUGUGGUAACUUUUCAACGUCGAUCACAUGCAAAUGAUAUCUUUGGAUAUUGUAUAAUACGACAUUCUACAUGUAAAUCAUUUUGAUUACUGGAAAAAUGAAUGACCUAAACUUAAUUAUUGAUGAUGAAAUAUAAUCAUGCAUGUUCCAUCUAGUUUAUAUAUAACCAAAUUUAGCGUUAGAUAAUCCAAAAAUCUAAAAAUUUUCUCAUCCUCGUCAGGUGACGGGUUUCAUUUCUUAAGCCAGGUUUUGGGACGACCAGUAGUUCUGGUUCAGAUCAUAUUUUAUAUUUUCAGAAAAGUGAGGUCCAGUCCUGUUAUAUUCUUACAAAAACAUCUCUAAUAGUUAAUUGUUAAAAACUCAAAAUUGAGAUGUUUGAAUGCUUUAGUUAAGUUCUUAAUCCAAUCUCUUUCUGAAACAUUUGGUUAUGGAUGGAUCAAACAUGCACAUUAUUUUACGACCCGCAUAACCUUUUACCAUUUCAAUUUUAAAUAAAAGUGUUUUAGCUUUAAAAAUAGAUAACGGCAUUAAUUUUAAAGUUGGUAAUUUUAACAGUUAACUUCAAAUUAAUUUAGUGAAUUAAUAAAAGGUUAUCUUCAUUUGGACACAAACGUAUGUAAGAUUUUGGAUUUUUGAAGAUUAUAAAUAUAUGUCUAAAUUUUAUAAAUCAUAAUUCACUUAUAAUAUUAAAAAACUAAAGUUUUUUUGUAGAAAUUGAGUUUAAUUCAACAAAAAUUAAUCAAAGUUUGUAUAAGAUGGAUAUGACAGACAGAGAUAGCAUGGUAUGAGAGAGGUAGGUGACCAAGAAUUUCCUAGCUCUUGUAAUAUUACGAUAAUACCCCUAAAUAUAAGUAUAUUAUUAUCUCAUUGUGGGACCCACAUCUACAUAUCUUCAAACAACCUCACUUUCUUUGCUAUAAACAUAUAUCGCAUGACCUAACUGCAAGAAGAUAUUUAUUCUACUUUGGUUGAUCCAAAACUAGCUUUGUAGGGUUAAUGUUUACUCAGUAAAUCUGAUGUUCUUCCAAAAUACUAGUUAAGAACAGUAGACUAAUUUUUCCAAAGCGUAUAUUCAUUGUCAUAUAAUGCGUAGUUUAAGUUUCAUAAUCCUUUUUAUAUUGAAAAUGUUUGGCAUUUGCUGUAAGAACAAGUUUAUAAUUUUUAGCGGUUAGUUGGUGUGAGACUUCUGCCACAGGGGUAGCUAGGUAGCACAUGGGGCCCACAAUCCUCAGUGAGGAGCAUAUCGCUUUGUAACGACCGAAACACCCUUAAGUGUUGCAAAGACCUGAGAGACUUGGAAAGGGACACAUCUUCUGGUCUUUUUUGUAACAGACCUUCAUGUUUGGCCACAAUGAGAAAGAUAAAUCACAUGCUCCAACUACAACAACCUCAACAAUAUUUCACGUAAUUAUUUAUUUUUAAAUGCCAACUUUUAUCAGCGUUAAAAAUAAAAUAAAAUUUCAAACUUGUUACAAUUACUGAAGUGUUUG